Messenger RNA from Oppiella nova, 348 nucleotides. The record is from the annotation of a GenBank genome assembly. NCBI's taxonomy places the organism in Eukaryota, Metazoa, Arthropoda, Arachnida, Sarcoptiformes, Oppiidae.
AUGAAGAUCUUGAUACUUUUGUGUUUCACAAAUCGGAUUCAAAUCAAAAGGCUGUCGACUAUUAUCGGACAGAAUAAUGAGACAGAAAUCAGUUUCGAGAGAUUGAGUGUUGUUUUGUUGACACAUGUGUUGCAAAAAACUAAUGCCAAUGAAUUUCAUUCACCGAACGAUUGUAUCACUUCUUAUGGCAAUUAUGUCUCGUAUUUGUCUCAAGCGAUUAAUUUGGACACACAUUUCAAUGAAAGUCAACUUUUUCGCGCUAUCGACCCAUUUCUGAGAGACAAACUCCAGUACUAUAUCACCAAUAAUACGGAUCAGUAUUUGCGGUCUAGAAACGGCGGCAACUGA